GUUAGAUACAGCCCCGGUUCUGCCGGUGUGUUGCCGGUGCCUCUACCGCGGUCUCCAGAGACCCCAGAUCUCUGGCGGCAGUGCCGCCGCGUUGCCAAGGCGCUCCUUGCCGUACGCAAAGCAGAGCGCAGCUGCUUCGGCCGAGCGCGUUCUGUGCAUAAGCAAGUGAACGUCUCUUGAGCGAGGCCCGGGAAGGAAGAAAAAGGGACAGGAGACGGCCCUGCGACCUCUCCAAGAGGCGUACGCAACGCAUCGAGAAAGAACAGAUUGCUCUUUGCCUUUCAGGAAAUGUCUAACAUUCAGGAGUUACAAGAAGAGAUGAAUAGCAUGGCCAAAGCCCUUCCUGAAACAAAGGAAUGUUCCAGAAGCAAGUGCCCACUUUGCACAGAGCUUUUUUCUGCCCCCAAAAUACUACCCUGUUUACACACCUUUUGUGCAGCAUGCCUUGAACAGCUGGAGCCCUUUUCCGAUCUGGGCUUACCAGGUGAAGACUCAGACUCUAGUUCAGAUGGUCCUUGUCUCCAGGGUUGCCGACGGCGUCAGCCACCGCUACUGCUCAGCAUCCUCUGUCCUGCCUGUGAUGCUGAAGUGGAUUUGCCAUCAGGAGGGAUAAAAGACUUGACCACUGAUCACAUGGCUCUCAAUGAGGUGCUGUUGGAGACCUUGCAGGGCAAAGGCCUCAGCUUGGCAUGUGACCUCUGUGUUGAUGGGGAAGCUGUGAAGCACUGUCAGGCCUGCAGGAUCUGCCUUUGCCAGUUUUGCUGCCAAGCUCACAAGAGGCAGAAGAAAACAUCUUCCCAUGUAGUUGUGGAGCUUGACUUGGACUUGAAGAGUUACACCCGCACUGAGAAGCCCAUCCAGUGCCCUUCCCACCCUGCAGAGGAGCUGAAGCUCUUUUGCGAGCAGUGUGACUUGUCAGUGUGCCAGGAAUGCGUGGUGGGUGAACACCGGCAGCAUCCCUGCAAUUUCACUAGCAACGUUAUCCAUAAACAUGGAGAAUCCAUUCGGGAGCUCCUGAAGAUCACUCAGCUGAAUAUGAGAACUCUGGAAGGGGCACUUGGCCAAAUUGAAGAGGUUAGCAGCACCUGCAGCACCCACGUAGAGGCAGUGGCUCAAGAGAUCUGCACUUUUGCAGAUGGAUAUGUGAAAGCCAUUGAAGAGCAUCGGGACAGGCUGCUAAAGUUUCUGGAAGAGCUGAAGGUCCAAAAGGAUAAUCUGCUUCAUUUGCAGAAAGCACAGCUGCUUCAGCUCCUCCUGGAUAUGCAAACAGGAGUGGAAUUUACUGAGCAUUUGCUCACUAAUGGCUCAGACCUUGAGAUCCUCCUUACCAAACGGGUGGUGGAGAACCGGCUGAACAAACUAAACAAUGUGAACUACAAUAUCCACCCUGUUGCCGAUGACAAGAUCCAUUUCUCUCCUCAAAAGAAGGCUGGCCUGUACCAUGGCUAUGAGAUCUUUGGGACCAUUCUCAAUAAAGCAGCUGAUCCAACCAAGUGUGUCCUGCAAGGAGCAGAUCUCUGCAGCACUCAUCAAAAUGAGCCGGCUGACUUUACUCUGGUCUGCAAGGACACAUCAGAUGAGCAGAUGGAUAGAGGAGGAGAGCCCAUCCGGGUGUCCAUUUUCCAUAAAGACAGGAAGGAUUGUGUCAUCAAGGCCAGCGUAAGUGACAACCAAGACGGGACAUAUCACAUUUCUUACAUCCCUGAGGAACCAGGCAAAUACAUGGUCUGCGUCUUUGUUAGAGGUCAACAUGUACAGGGGUCCCCGUUCCCCAUGACGGUGAAGAACAAGUUCCGUCAACACCUUGGCCUCUUCCAUUGUUGCACCUUCUGCUCUAGUGGAGGGCAGAAGACUGCUCGAUGUGCUUGUGCAGGGGUCAUGCCUGCAGGUGGCUACCAGGGCUGUGGUCAUGGACACAAAGGCCAUCCUGGCGCUCCUCAUUGGUCCUGCUGUGGCAACGUAGCUGAAGCCUCUGAGUGCUCCAUUGUGCCAUCUGGUGAUACCUUGGGAAGGAGUCUGCUUAGAACAGUGGUGCUCUAAAGGGGUUUUGGUGGAAGCUUCUAGGAAGGCAACAAAGCUUGAGCCAGCAAGGAAUUACCCGAUUGCACUGACUGCGGGUCAAAAUCCUACACUGCCAACUGUACACUGAGAAGAUGAAAUGAAAUGUCAAAUAAAAAAGUGCCUUCUCUCCCAUCUUUGGGCUGUAUGUGAGAUGGGUUUUAAAAAACGCAUGUGUGAUUAGGGCAAGGUCUGGGAAUUGUAUUCCUGGCUUCAGCUCAGUGUGUUCAAAAAUUAGCUCAGUAGUUUGAACUAUACUGGAAAGUACAAAAUCCAGUUAGGACACGUUAAACCAAAAUAAGUGAGGUCAGGUCCUGGCUUGUACGUUUUCAAAAAUGCAGUUGUACACCAAGGCCAAAUAUGAUGUAUCCUUGUAUUUAUUUAUUUAUUUGAUUUGAUUUAUAUCCCACCCUCCCAGCAGGAGCCCAGGGUGGCAAGCUGAUAGGCUACACGUGUAAAAACAAAAUGGGAAGGAUCCUCCCUCUGCUUGCCCUCUUAUGGGUAGUU
Rhineura floridana is the source of this 2565-nucleotide messenger RNA. RefSeq names its product tripartite motif containing 45 (gene TRIM45). Bases 289 to 2040 code for a protein of 583 amino acids. NCBI's taxonomy places the organism in Eukaryota, Metazoa, Chordata, Lepidosauria, Squamata, Rhineuridae. The transcript is spliced from 7 exons. Gene Ontology annotation, molecular function: zinc ion binding; ubiquitin-protein transferase activity; protein binding. Gene Ontology annotation, cellular component: chromatin; nucleoplasm. Gene Ontology annotation, biological process: positive regulation of DNA-templated transcription. The record is from RefSeq and is a predicted model, not a curated record.